Messenger RNA from Micromonas pusilla CCMP1545, 835 nucleotides. RefSeq lists its product as uncharacterized. The transcript has a single exon. The coding region runs from base 1 to 576 and encodes 191 amino acids. The record is from RefSeq and is a predicted model, not a curated record. NCBI's taxonomy places the organism in Eukaryota, Viridiplantae, Chlorophyta, Mamiellophyceae, Mamiellales, Mamiellaceae.
AUGGAGUUUGCGUUUUUUUUCGGCUUACCUUCUCUUUAUAAAUGUUGUUGUCUCUCAGAAAAGAAAUUCUUUAUACCAUUUUCGCAAACAGGAAACACUGAUGUUCUGAAACUUCUUGCCGAAAAUAUUGCCGCAAAUCCACCACCAACUUCGACACCUUUGCCACGUGUACGGCAGCUGGCAUGGGGAAGCGUUGAUCCACUUCGAACGCUCGGGUUAAAAAUGCACCCUGACCUUGUAAUCGCCAGUGAUGUGGUGUACGGCAACGACCCCACGAAGUGGCAGGCACUAGUUAGUACUUUGUGUCAACUGUGUGGCCCCAACACACUCAUUGUGAUUGCCAACGUGCGGCGUUAUCCGCUUCAUCAUCCGAUGGCAGAGUCUAAAUUCUUUGAAGAUGCAACGGCUUUGGAUUUCAAAAGAAGUGAAGCACCAUUGACAACGCUUCAUCCCGAUUUCCGACGUGCAGGUGCUGGCGGUUGUGCUGUGCAUCUUUUUGUGCGGAGGUCAAAGGCAACGAAGCGGCUACGCGAUGGUGACUUUGAAGUUCUGAAUGGCAGCAAUCAGCUCCAGUGAGUCUUGCAGAAACCAGAAAAGGGAUGGGAUCGAGAUGGCCCUUUUACGUCCUCCUCUGCAAAAGUAAAACUUAUUUUUAAUUGUUUUUCCAGAAUCACGUAGGGCUACAGUACACGUAACCCUACCUAAUUUUUUUAUCUGCGUCGUGCUGAAGACGUCCGCCACGAAGUUUCGAGUCGAUGCGUGCGGGUGACGACGCUUGGGCGCGUACGAGAGUUCGUUCAUUAGAUUCAGUGAAAUACUAAUACAAAUUUGGUAC